CACCCUAGAAAGGGAGAAUUAAAAAAAGGUUAGGGACGGGUUGUCAGCAAAACAUUUUCUACUUUAUGCAAAAUCUAUAAAUCGAAGUUUAAUCAAGAUAAACAUGUUUUCAAGGGCCUUCUAUGGUAUAUAAAUGUGCAGAUACGUAAGUAUUUGACUAAAAAUUGUUUGCGUGAAGUGCUUCCCCGGCAUAGGAGUGCUAUGAACAACGAGAGCGAAACAUCGAACGCAAAAAAAAUCACACGCGAUACCGCAGGUAGUGCGAGCUGAGAACACGGUUCGCGGAAAGGUUGCAAAGGACUGGCGCGUUGGCUUAAAAGAGCCACCAGCAAUUUUCACCUGUGGAUCAUGAUUAACUUAAAAUUAAAUCAAUUUCAACAAAAUUCAACGAAUAUAAGUAACGCAGGGGAAUCAGUAAUCAACAUCCAACACGGUUUGCACCAACAUAAACACAUUAUGCAUAUAUUAUAUAUUAAUUUAUACAAAUAAAAUAUUCCACUAUUUGGAUACAAAAAACCAAACGAAUCGUCAAUAACGAUUUCAUGAAGGGUUGAAUUCAAGCACUGACACUAAUGAUGAGAGAUCGCACCGGGUUCAUUUGGUCUUUUGUCUUCGCCAAUGCUGUUUUGCUUCUUUUUGUAACUGUGUCAAUAAAGAAGAAUCCCUCCUACACUCAACCAAAGAACAAGAAAGUUUACAAUCUACCAGAAAAAGGUUGCAAGACUCCAAUCGAACCCAAAAAGUCAGGCUUAUUUGCAGACAUUCUGCUAUCAGUCAAUUUCAACCACCCUUUUUAUUCUAACAUUAAAAUUCUUCGAAGAUACCUGGAACCGAUAUUUCCAAAUAUUAUUUUCUGUGGCCCGGAGGAGCAUUCCGAAGGGGGCAUUGACGUCAUAAAGAUCGAUCAACGGAAAGAAGAGUAUGGUUUUUACGGGUAUCAGUGCCUUGUCGAGGGGAUAAAGAGACAGCCCGGUUUUGAAGGUUACCUCCUUAUCAACGAUGACAUGAUUAUCAACUGGUGGAACCUCUUGCAGCUCGAUAAAAAGAAAAUCUGGUUUGGUGACACGAAACCAAAACCAGAGGAUUGUUUUGUAAUGGGUUCUCAACCGGACGAGUGGUUUUCGAGGUACGCAAGGGGGCAUCUCUGUGAAAGACUUUACAAGUCAAUGGAAAAGAAUGCAGCAUUUAAUACCACUAACAUGUUUGAAAUAUUCCUUGAAAACACAGGACGACAGAAGGUUUGCCUUGCAGCGCUGUCAGACAUAUUUUACGUACCGGCAGCGCACGCCGAACGUUUCACAAAAAUCGCACAGUACUUUUACGAUAACAGACUGUUUCUAGAAAUUGCAGUUCCAAUGGCAUUGUACUUUCUCGACUCAAAAUCGAAUAUAAUUCCAAUGAACGGUCUGUACUUGCAGAAAAAGUAUGGCUGGAGUUCCUCAUGGAAAUACAGGACGGUAAAAGCUUGGAAAGAGUAUAACUAUGAUAUGACGUUCUUACAUCCAUAUAAGUUUUCAGCAUCUGAACGAAACGUUAUCGAAUUCGAGACAAAAGUUGGCAACAUAAGUAGAAGAAUAAUCGCAGAAGGCUGUCUUGAUUUUUUUAAAAAUAAUACACAUAGUGGCUCCGGAAUGUGAACUAAGAUUAUCGCUAGUUGGAAUUAAUUAAUAAAUUGCUAUCAAGAUGUGUCGUCCUUUCAAUAAAUUUAACUGAAAUAAUAAAGCAAAUAAACAAAACGUAAAACCCCAUUGUAAAAUUUGAAAUUCCAAAAACCUUAACUAAAUUAAAAACACAAAACAUUAAUAAAUUAUGACUGUAUUUUGCUUCA
Rhopilema esculentum is the source of this 1828-nucleotide messenger RNA. RefSeq lists its product as uncharacterized. The record is from RefSeq and is a predicted model, not a curated record. Lineage: Eukaryota; Metazoa; Cnidaria; Scyphozoa; Rhizostomeae; Rhizostomatidae.